Messenger RNA from Loa loa (African eye worm), 1662 nucleotides. RefSeq lists its product as hypothetical. The transcript is spliced from 8 exons. The record is from RefSeq and is a predicted model, not a curated record. Lineage: Eukaryota; Metazoa; Nematoda; Chromadorea; Rhabditida; Onchocercidae. The coding region runs from base 1 to 1662 and encodes 553 amino acids.
AUGUGGUACGGCGGGUCGCAGGAUGCACUACCGCGAAUGCGGCAACAAUUAGCAUUGGAUGCUGUAUGGGUUGUACCGGGGGAAAUUCGCAAGCAUUACCUACAGGAUGAAUUACAUUGUGACAGGUUAGAGGCCAGCGUAUAUUUAAAUUGGUCCGCAGGUGCCGGUUUAAAAAAUCAAGUAAAAAUUGUGCUUGAAAAUGGAUAUGCAUGCAGCGCGCCUGCUAGUUUGCUUGCUGCAUUCUCUGAAAUUUUUCGUAAACUUAUUUUAAUAAAGAUAUCGCAGGAACAGUUCUCUUCUGGUAAAGAAAUUAUAGUUCACCUAAACGGUAUGCCGAAUCUUACAAAUGCCGGUCUCUACAAUGUGGUAGCUUUCAUUCAGAAUGGGCAAAUAAAAUUUUUGGAAACUGAAUUGGAGAAUAUUUUAGUAGCAGCCAAUGAUCUCCGAGUAACUGCAUUGGUAUCAUUAAUUUGUGAAGAAAUGACUGUACGCAUAUUAGAAAAUACUUCAUCUGCAGUUUCGAUGCUAUAUACAGCUGUUGCUUGCUUACCUCCGCAGUCACAGUAUCGCAGCAUGGUUGUUGAUGGCGCGGCGAUGAAAUUUCGUGAUAUUAUGAUAAGCCCAGAACUUUUGAAACUAUCAUUCGAAAUGCUUUAUUCUCUCAUUUCUUCGCCAGUAUUGCAAGGAUCUGAAUGGGUGAUGCAAAUUUACGAAACAAUCUUAUUCUGGCUCCGAAAUAAUCCUGAACAGAUUUGUCUUGCGCCACCCCUCUUGGACAGUGUCAAUUUCAAGAUUAUUAUUAAUGCGCAUGAUAAUCGACUUGAAAUAAUAAAGAAGUCAUGGGAAGUGCCAAACUUAGGACCAAUUGUGCAACUCUUUUUAAUGGAUGCAGCUUAUGCCCAAUUUUUGGACGGUUUAAUGUUACCAGUAAAUCGCGACCAGUCGUUAUCAUCGUCCAUUUAUACGAUAUCGGGUGCAGAAACUGCGACUGUACCAACUCCAAUGAGAGGGCCAUUAGGAUUAGCGCCAUCACCUCUUGGGUCAUACAUCAUUGCACCUUUUGAUUCCACGUCACAUAUAACAACCAGAAGUAUUAGUAAUGAAACAUCCGUAUCAUUGGAAAAAAAUUGGUGUCCAACCCAACAGCUUCCAAUAGGAUGCGGUAGUUCUCACAAUCCGACCGGUUAUCAGAGCAGCCUUGCGAAUACCGCAACCCAAACAGCACAGGCAAAGAUUGCAAGUAAUGUUGGUGACAGUGGACAAAGACUUUGGUCUGAAGUUUUAGCUGAUAGACCAAAGCAUACUUCAAAAAGUGGAAAUCUAACAGGUGAAAUGGUUUCAUUCCAAAGUACCACUGCACUUUCAACAUUACCAUCGAAAAGCUCUCACGAUUCGAUUCCUACGGUAAUUACAGCACGUAGUGGCCCGGCUUUUACCUAUUCAAGUGCUGCUACUGGUGGUAAGCAGGAAACGUCAACCGCUAUCACAAGCUCUCCAACACUCGAAUCAGUUGGAAUUCGAACAAGCAGUAGUCAAGAAUCAGCGUCAAGUUCGAAACGACGACGUAAAUUUGAGCAAAUCCCAUUACGAACCGAACCACCAAAAAGUCGCAAAGAAUUGCGCAAGGAACGACAGGCACGUGAAAGAGCUGGGAAGAAAUGA